AUGACAAGCCAUGAUGCGACGACAGUGGAUGGAUGUGAACCAUCAGCUAGGCCGUUACAUCCACAGACUCUAGAAGCCGCCUAUAAACUCGGCAUCGACUACCAUGACAAAGGCAAUAUAUUGGCCGCAGAAAGCCACCUACUUCGUGCAUCCAAAGGCUACGAGGAGACGUGCGGUCUACAUGACUCUAAAACACUCGAUGCGCUGGAAUACCUUGGCAUCACAUAUCGAAAACUGGUCAAGCUCAAUGAAGCUGAAGCGACACAUAAGCGCGUCGUUGAGGCUCGAACUGCCAUGUCAGGUCCGGACCACACAGCAACUCUGGUUGCAUGGAAUCGACUUGCAAUGGUAUAUCGUGCCCAAGGAAGACUUGACGAGGCCGAGGAAAUCUACCGAAGAGUAUGGGAAACCUUGGACAAAACUUUGGGCUCAAAUGAUGAAGCAACACUGCGAGCCUCUAUAUCGCUAGGCAAUAUUGCAUUCAACAAGAAAAAUUUCACUGAAGCGGGCGAGAUGUACGCGUCUGCGCUGAGCCGGUAUGAAUCUGUACUUGGACCCGAUCAUCCAUCUACACAGCAGGCCGCUAGCAAUCUGGCAGCUGUGCGCAUCCAUCAAAAACGAUACUCCGAAGCAGAGACCAUACUCCUAACAAUUGUGCGUCAAAUUACAAGAACUCAGGGAUUAAAAUCCGUGAGACUUUUACCACCCUGGCUCAAUCUAUCGUGUGCCUAUGAUGGUCAAGAAAAAUACGACGAAGCACAGAAGACCCUCUCCUCAGUCCUCAGCUCCUAUGAGGAUGUAUAUGGGCCAAGCCAUUCAAAAACGCUAGGAAUCAUACGGCGCAAGGCGAUCACACUCGCCAAACAGGAAAGGCUCACGGAGGCAAUCGAGAUCAUUCAAAAAGCCAUUGACUUGUCGUCAACUGUUGAUGGCUACCCAGACGAUGCGCAAAUUCAGUUAAUGAUAUCCCUGGCUCGCAUAUUUGACCAGCAAGGCAGAUUUUUUGAAGCCCAGCAAAUCCACCAUCAGUUGUCGGAGGCAUAUGAGAACAGAUUUGGGGAUGAUCAUGACUGGACCAUCAGGUCACUGCAAAAUGAGGCAGAGAUGCUUUUCAAGCAGCAAAAAUAUACAGAGGCAGAGCUGGCCUUCCAAGAUGUCACAGAAAGAUGUAAGAAGGCUUUCGGUGAUGAGGACGAGCGCACCCUCUGGAACCUGAUGGGUCAGUGCCACGCCGCUUGUGGAGGCCAAAAGGUCGCAAGUGUUGAAAGUGAUAUUUGGCUACUAUUUUCAAAAUGCGACGAGCUUCCAUCACUUCAAAACGGCAGAGCAAUACUGGUUUUCCAACAGUUGAGCAAGAACUGCGUGACCAGGCGCAAGUUCAAGGAGGCAGAAACCUUGAUGGCCAAAGGAUACGAGAUAUGUCUCAAUAUUUUCGGCCGCGGACACCCUAUCACCAUCUCUUAUGGUUUGCAAGUGGACAAAGUGCGACGACAACUUUGGCAGCAUGAAAAGGGUCAAACCGUCCACAUCUCAAUAUUUCCGAACACGCAAGACCGCACGCCUGAUGCAAUAAUUGACAUCCUUGAAUUCACGACUGCGCUCAGUGUGAAACCAGCAGACGAAUCUGCGCCGCUUCCCUCUCAAUCACUCGCGAAUCUAGCUUUAUCCUAUGGGGAGAAAUGGGAAGAGAGUCGCGAUCCGCGGUAUUUGGAUAUCGGGAUCGACAAACUUGAGACGGCCAUCCUGGUGGGAAAUGAGGACGACGAAAAGCGACCUCUGUGGCUUAAUAACCUGGGAAGGUUCUACCAGAACAGAUUCCAGGCGCGGAAUACGUUAGAUGAUCUUCGAAAGGCAAUUGGAGCCAAAGAAAAAGCCCUUAACCUACAGGAUGAGGCUGGUCCAAACCGUCCAAAAGAUCUGAGUGUGCUAUCUGUGUGGCUUAUCGACCUUUAUGAGCGUGAUUCGGCACUGGAAUUACUAGACAGGGGAAUCAAAUUAGGCGAAGAAGUCCUAUCUUUGACGGUGCCCGAUGAUCCCAGGCGAGCAACAUACCUGAAUCGUCAGGGCAUGGCAUUUUUGCUCCGCCAUGAGCUGAAUGGGACAGUUCUGGAUCUUGACCGAUCGUUCGAGUUAAUAGAAGCAGCGAUGAAAUUGACUCCAAAGACCGAAUCUCAGUGGAAGCUACUCUGCUCUGCAUAUGCAGACCUUUUCAGACAUCGAUUCAAACUCAAUGGAAAUAUUGAGGACCUAGAGGAGGCAGUGAGUCGAGUUCGAGAGGCCAUUCGUGAAGAGGAUGAAGAGAAUCAUAUCUUGUUGGAGUCAUUGGCACGUCAGCUGGGACAUCGAUACAUGACCCUAGGAAGAAUUGAAGAUCUUGACGAAGCUAUCAGGGCAGCUGAGAGAGCAGUAACGCUAGGGCAUCAAGACCAAGAAAACCGGUACCAAGCAGACGGUCUCAUGAGAUUGGGUUAUCUAUUGCUGGAUCGUUUUGACGCAAAAGGACACCAAGAGGAUCUUGACCGCGCUAUCAUGCACCUUGAGCAAGCGCGCAAUACUCCGAAGACAAAUUCGGUUGCACAAGCAAGAUGCUUAAGCGGUCUAGCUGGUGCAUUCAGAUCCCGCUGGAAGCGCACGGGAGAUAAAGAUAGCAUCGAAGCAGCCAUCGAUCAUGAGAGACUGGCACUCAACCUUAUUCCAGACAAAGAUAUCGCAAAGUUAGACGUGAUGAACAAUUUGGCGAACAAUCUGAUUGAUAGAUUCAAGGAUACAAAAAACCCCAGUGACAUGGAAGAGGUUAUUAACCUCCAAGAAACGAUAUUGUCUCUCCGGCCGUCUACCCACAUGCAUUAUCCAGGAAGCCUAAACAAUCUUGCCAACGCUCUUGAGGCACGGUUCACUGCAUUCAGAGAUAUCGAAGAUUUGAACUUGUCAAUUGAAACUUCCGAGAAGGCGCUCUCGUUCAUGCAUGCUAACGACCCAAGUCGUGCUGGUUACUCUUUCAAUCUAGGUGCCAGGUAUUACACCAGAUACUCGGAGACAAAUGAAGAGAAAGACCUUGUUUCCUCCGUGAGUCACCAUUUGAAUGGUUGGCGAGUAAUCAACGGAUUACCGUUCGACCGCGUGCUAGCUGGCUCACAGGCAGUCUAUAGACUGAGAGAUUUGGAACGAUUCGACGAAGCCACAACAAUAGCGAUGGAGGUUGUGGAUUUUCUUCCGUGGGUGACAACAAGAUCACUCCAAAUCACCGAUCAACAAUAUGUCGUGCGCGAGUUUUCUGGAAUUGCUGGAAAUGCCUGUUCUUUGCUCCUGCGGGCGGGUCGAUUGCAAGAUGCACUGGAGUAUCUGGAGAAAGGACGAACGGUCAUCCUGGAUCUGAUGAUGAGUAGUCGAACGGAUCUCACUGAGCUUGAGUCCGUAUCUCCAGAGCUUGCAGCCCGAUUCCGAGAACUACAGGAUGAGAUCAACCAGACCUUCAAUAUUAAGGGUAUGAGCCCCAGUGGAACGGAAGGUCUUCUUCAAAAACGUCUUGCAUCUGUGUCCCAGCUCAAUGAGUGCGUGGAAGUCAUCAGGUCGCUACCUGGACAAUCACAGUUUCUCCAUGGACCAGAUUUUGAGAGUAUUAGGUCUGCGGCGAAAGGAGGGUUCAUCAUUGUUGUUAAUAUCACCACCACUCGCAGUGAUGCCAUAAUCAUCUCCGACGAGAAAAUCGACAGCCUGGAACUUCCCGAUCUAUCACGCUCCCGGACAAGUGAAUGGUUGGAGAAGAAUCUCACUCGGAAGGCCAAGGAUCGAGCAGGUCGAAAAAGACAAAAUGAAGAGUACACAAAUCUCCUCCACUGGCUCUGGGUGUCCGGCGUGAAGCCCAUCUUUGACCGAAUCAAAUUACUUUCCCAGUCUUCAACGGUGACUGGUGCACUACCCAGAAUUUGUUGGAUAGGUAGUGGAGUGGCCAGCAUGCUUCCAUUCCAUGCAGCCUGCGACCGCACAUCUGACUUGAUGGAAAGCACGUUUUCAUAUGCCAUUUCUUCAUAUUCACCCUCUAUCAAGACUCUGUUCCAAGUCAGAGCCAAAUUAAGCGACGCUGCACUCAGUUCCAAUCCAAGCCUGCUUAUGGUCGGAAUGCCGACCACACGUGGUCAUGCGCCGCUCUCCGGCGUUGAGGAUGAAAUUGAAGAGAUUACAGAGGUAGUUGAGCCCUCGUUUUCUGUGAAAAGUCUUCUUCACCCACAGCCGGCCACCGUGCUAUCUCAUCUGGCAUCUUACGAUAUGGUCCACUUCGCAUGCCACGCGUUAUCCGAUAGCAAGAAUCCACUUAAUGGUCACCUGUUGCUCGAGUCUGAUGGUGUUGAAACCUCUGAAUCUGAAAAAUGCGGAGCGUUGACGGUUGAAACCAUUGUCAAAAUGGAUCUGAAAAGAGCUCGUAUUGCAUACCUAUCUGCAUGUUCGACUGCAGAAAACAGGGCAACCAAGCUUCUUGAUGAGGCGAUUCAUCUUGUUAGUGGAUUCCAAGUUGCUGGAUUUGCCCAUGUUUUGGGUACUAUGUGGCCGGCACCGGACUUGGUUAGUCGUGAUGUUGCUGUUGGUUUUUAUCAAAAUCUUGCUGUACUUCUCGUAAAACAAGGUGUUGACCAUGGUCGCGCUGUGGCGGAGGCGUUCCAUUUGGCUGUUAAAGAGGUUCGGUCUGAGUUUGAGGACCAGCCUCUCUUUUGGGCACAGUUUGUACACUUUGGAGGUUAA
This is a messenger RNA of Penicillium pulvis, 4737 nucleotides long. RefSeq names its product CHAT domain-containing protein. Gene Ontology annotation, molecular function: protein binding. The record is from RefSeq and is a predicted model, not a curated record. The transcript has a single exon. The coding region runs from base 1 to 4737 and encodes 1578 amino acids. NCBI's taxonomy places the organism in Eukaryota, Fungi, Ascomycota, Eurotiomycetes, Eurotiales, Aspergillaceae.